AUGGAUAUUAGAAAUAUACUGGCAGAGAGAUCAUUGGUAGAAUACUACACAGAUGGAUCACUCACACCAAGCACUCCCAUAACAAUGGGUAAACAAAAUCCCAACUUAGUGUAUACAAAUAUGGAUGCAGCAUUUUGUGUCAAUAAUAAACCACACCUAUCAGUCCAAGCAAAUUUAUCGCUAUGGCCUUCAUCCACAAGAUCGGAAUUGGUGGCAAUUUUUAUGGCACUACUCACAGCCCCAAUGAAUGCAAUAAUCAAGAUCUACACAGAUAGUCAAAAUGCCAUUUGCAUGAUCAAUAAUCAUCAUAAUAAAUCGGGCAGGAAAUUAUUGAAGCAGACAAAUUCCUUAAUCCUACUUAAAAUUAACAUUCUUUUACAAGAAAAAAAGAUGGAACUGAUAUUAGAGAAAGUUAAAGGACAUAGUGGAGAUGCUAUGAAUGAAAUGGCAGAUGAAUUAGCCAAGAGCACAGGCAAUAGCAACCAUUAUUUCAACAACAGAUUUAAUUAUAGUAAUAGAACAGUUAGAUUUUUUCCAAUUUUCAAACAAAUACCAAUUGAAUAUAAUUUAAGGAAGUUUAUUAAGACCCUUAUGAAUACUAGAGUGGCAGCAGAAUGGUCAAUACUUAAAACAAAUGAAUAUGAAACACCAAUUAACUGGAACAUAACUUGGAAUUUAAUUUAUAGAUACAAAGGAUUCAACUGUAUUUCAGUUAAAAAGUAUUGGCAUCUAAUAUUUAUUACUAAAUUAUUUGCUAAACUUCUUCCUAUAGGUACUAUCCUACUCCAAAAAAAGCCAAAUAUAUACAAGGAUUUUGUUUGUCCAAGAUGUAAUGCUAACAAAGAAGAAAGCAGAUAUCAUUUUAUUGAAUGUGAUGCUAAUAAGAAACUAUGGCCUAUAAUUAAAAACAAAAUGCAAGAUGAUUUAGUUCCUAUAAUUCAAAAAUUAAAUGAUUCGCCAGAGAACUCAUCCAAGAUUAUAAGUGAAAAAUUAAAUCAAAUACUAGGAUCACAACAUGAUAACAAUAAGUUCACUGACUUCUGUUUACUGGCUUUAGAAGCUAAGAUUAACACUAAUUUUUCCAAAAUUUCAAAACAGACAUUUGGAUUAUCAGAAUCAAAAAACAUUUUACUUCUGGCCUCCCUCUUAGACUCAUGUAUUAUUCAUUUUAAAGAAUUAAUUUGGCUACCAAGAUGUAAUGCUACUGUGGCAUGGGAAAAGGCAAGAAAUAUUAGAAGAAAAGAUAAACUGAAUAGAUCUGAAAAUAUGGAUCGCUAUUACAAAUCCUCACAUCAAAAUUCUAAACAUCUAAGACAGGAUAAACAAUACCUAAAAGAGAACAAUUUAAUAGAUUCACAGGAAUAUCAGAUUGUAGUACUUGAUGAUAUUCCAAUUGAACAGAAGUCAGUGCAGUCAGAAACUUCAUUAAAUGAAAAUCCCAUUUUAUCAAAGUUCCAUAGGGUGGGAAAAAAAGCACAUGAUCAAAUGUGCUUGUUAAUUAGUAACAAUUGGUGGUACAGUUGGGCUUAUAAGAAAACAAAAAAAAUUAUUAACAAUGUUGUGAUAGACUUAUAA
Molecule: messenger RNA, 1575 nt
Organism: Rhizophagus irregularis DAOM 181602=DAOM 197198
Lineage: Eukaryota; Fungi; Glomeromycota; Glomeromycetes; Glomerales; Glomeraceae
Source: RefSeq, a predicted model, not a curated record